AUGGCGGCGUCCCUGGGCGCCCAGGGCGACGCCAGCCUGGGGGCGGCCCUGCUGUCGGUGCCAGCCGCGGCGGCACCUGGCGGGCCGUGGGUGCUGCGCAGUGCUGGGUCGCUGGCGGUGAGCGACCCCUGGCGGAAGCCGCGGGCCCCCCCCACGCCGACGAAGCAGGAUCAAAAGGUCACCUUCAAGGCCGUUCGGAAGCAAACGUUGCACGGCGAGCUCGGCACCGGGAACAAGAUCAGCAGCGUGGUCCAGUACCCGAUCUCCACCAGGGACCCAGGCAACAUGUGCGCGGGCCGGCUCCCGAACCACAUCAGCGCCGAGGACCGGCGGAUCCUGCGCGUCCGCGUCAAGCACGCCCUGCGGGACCUCCGCGGCUCCGAGGCCUACGCGAGCAGCGUGUACAACGUCGAGGACCAACUGCUGCGGGGGUUCGCCAAGACCCCGGAGUUCCUGAACCAGUUCUACUCGAACGAGGCCUUCGCCGACCGUCUGCUGCGAGAGGCGGCCAGCGCCGCUGUGCCGGCGCCACCAGGCGUUUCCGGCACCUUGCGGGGUUCGGGCAGCGCGCCCUCGCUGCCGACCACGGGCACGGGCAAGGUCAGAAGCUACGCCAACUACACCCUCCCCGGACACUACCUCCUCCCCGAGGGGGAGGUCGACACGCGCGAGCAGAAGGUCGGCAAGGCGGCCGCCAAGGUCGUCGCGAGGGUGGCGGAGAGGACGGCCCUGGCAACGCUGGCGCUGCCCGCUUGA
Prorocentrum cordatum is the source of this 756-nucleotide messenger RNA. The record is from the annotation of a GenBank genome assembly. Lineage: Eukaryota; Dinophyceae; Prorocentrales; Prorocentraceae.